Messenger RNA from Sclerotinia sclerotiorum 1980 UF-70, 264 nucleotides. RefSeq lists its product with no specific name. NCBI's taxonomy places the organism in Eukaryota, Fungi, Ascomycota, Leotiomycetes, Helotiales, Sclerotiniaceae. The coding region runs from base 1 to 264 and encodes 87 amino acids. The record is from RefSeq and is a predicted model, not a curated record. The transcript is spliced from 2 exons.
AUGGAAUACUUAGUUAUCUCUAGGUAUCUAUACUGUAUCUACAAGACAUUUGCAUCUACGAGACUGAUAACUACUGCGUCUAACUUCCAAUUCGAUUAUUCCUCAAUCCUUCGAGGGCCAUGUUACAUCCCCGGAGUUCCGGACCCUCUCUCUCUCUCUCUCUUGCUCUUAUCCAUGAACUUGGAUUUACAAGCAAGAUCAGCAGAUGAGCUCACUCCGUUUCUCCAUGUCCCCCUUUCCAUCAAUAAUCUUGGGACUUGGUGA